AUGGCAGGGGUGGCACUGGAUGAGCUUCGAGGCCCUUCCAACGCCAGCCAUUCCAGGUUCUGCAAUUCCUGCCACASCCGGGCCUAUGUGGCUCUGUGCCACAGCACGUGGUGCCAGCUGACAGCGCCCCCGCCAUCCCCGGACAACCCUGACCGCCCCGUCAUCUCAGUCACCCCUGAGCUCCCCGCCAUCCCCGGACACUGCUCAGCUCCCCCGUCAUCUCGGUCACCNCAGCCCCAGCCCCAGCCCCAGCACCAGCCCCCUCACCGUUCUCAUUUCCAGAGAUGCCGGGAGGUUCCGGGCAUUGCGCCGCACAACUUCGCCUUGAUAGCCAAGCCSUCCAAGAGACACGCCACCGAAAGGAAGAUUUUGGCUGACAGGGAGCGGGAGAUAGAUUGGGAUGAGGAAGAUCGAGACAUGAAAUUAUUAGAACGUCGCCGCAACAUCCGUGAGUGGCACAAGAGUCGUGAGGAGAAAUGGAUGCACCGGGCUGCCGAGAGGAAGGUCCGAGAAACCGUGCAGGAGUACCUGCGAGAGAUCGAUGUGAGAAGACAGAGGCUUCGUGACUUUCUGGAGGCAGAGGAAAGUAGGCACUUUGCUGAGGUGGAGGCACUUGAAGAAGAAAUGGCACAGGACAAAGAAGCAGAGAAAAAGGAACGAGUAAAAUUACUGAGAGAGCAGUGGGAGCAAGCAAGACUAAAAGUGGUGGCUGAAAAACGUGAGCAACAGUUCAGAGACCGAUGUGAGGAGUAUCGCGCACACUGUAAAAAAAGGAGUGAGAAGGAACUGGGUGACUGCCAACUGGCCCAGCAGACUCUGAAGCAGAUACAGAAAAAGGAAGAGAAGAUGCAGGAGCAGAAGUUGGAAGAGAUGUGUGAGAAGGAACUGUCGGCUAAGGAUGAGAAAGAGGAGCUGAAGGCGGAGGAAGAGGCAGCGCGGAUCCAGGAAAUGAUGGAUGUGCGUGAGGCCCAGGUGGCAGUGCACGAAGCUCGCAGAGAGGAGGCGAAGCAGCAGAUCAAAAAGGAGGCUGAACGGCUGGCAGAAGAGAUGCACAAACUUAGGGAAGAAGAGGAAGAGCUUGAAAGGAAGAAGCGGCAUCAAAAGAAGGAAYGCAGGGAGAUACUGCUCAAAGCAGUACAGGACAAGAAAAAACGUUCUGAUGCAGAAAAACAAGCUCAACUUGCUAUGGAAAAGAUGAUCUUGGAAAGAAAUUCUCAGAACCUCAGCAAGGAAAAUAAGGAGAAAACAAAAAACCGACAAGCAYUGUUAAGGGAGCAACUUGCUUACCUGGGACAUGUGGCUGAACAGCUGAGGAAGGAAAAAGAGCAAGAAAGAGAAGAGGAGAAUGUCCUCAAGGAAGAGAGGGAUCGGCUGUGGGCUGAGAAGAUUGAGAAAAUGAAACUGGACAGGGAGGCUCAAUUUCAGCUGCUGAGAGAAACUAUGCAYGCUAGACAAUUGCAGAUGGAGGAGAAGUUGCGCAAAAAAGCAGAGAGGCAAGUAGAAAUUGCUGAAGAGAAGAAGGCAGUGGCUGAAGCAGUUAGAGAAUACCAACGUGAAGAAGAAGAAAAACGUAUAAGAAAAAUACAGAAGGCCAAAGAAUACCGAGACCAGCUCACAUCUCAAAUUGCCUGUCAACAAYUGCUCCACAAAGCUGAGGAAGAGGARAGRAAGAAAGAACAUGAAUYAAAUAUGGAAGCAGAGAGGGAGUACCAAAAAAGGGUAGAGUUCCUUCUGUCAAUGCCCAAYGAGCCCACAGUAAAACCCCCCACAACAAAGAAAGCACUAAUGCCUGACUUACACAAAUCUCACUUACUAUGAUACUUUAGCUCACUCAAAAACAUUUAGCCUUUAAGCCUUCAAAAACAUUUUCUUAGGAUGCUUACACCUUAUUUGAGUUGGAAGAACUCUCUCAAACAUCUCAAACUCAAAACAUUUAAUUGGAAAUUACAAGAAACAUAGUAUUUUAAAGUUUAUUUUUCCCCCAUGGAUUUUUCUUUACAAACCUGAUCCAAUCCAAAUUCUUGACAUCUUAAUUCAAGAAUACUGUCUGACCUCUGCAGUAUAAUAGUAUAUUAUUAUGACAUGAAUACUGCACAGGCAUUCUUAAAAAUCUACACCAUGGAAAUUUGUAGAAAAUUUUCAGCAAACCAUUAAAAUGCCUU
Messenger RNA from Malurus melanocephalus (red-backed fairy wren), 2162 nucleotides. It is a transcript of the gene CFAP53, whose product is annotated as cilia and flagella associated protein 53. The transcript has 9 exons. NCBI's taxonomy places the organism in Eukaryota, Metazoa, Chordata, Aves, Passeriformes, Maluridae. The record is from RefSeq and is a predicted model, not a curated record. The coding region runs from base 1 to 1818 and encodes 605 amino acids.